Messenger RNA from Closterium sp. Yama58-4, 2094 nucleotides. The record is from the annotation of a GenBank genome assembly. NCBI's taxonomy places the organism in Eukaryota, Viridiplantae, Streptophyta, Zygnematophyceae, Desmidiales, Closteriaceae.
AUGCACCGCAUCCUCAUAGCCUUUGGGUCCCCACCGCCUUCAGCAGCCUCAGCGCACCCUCACCGGCCUGUCGGCACCACUAGAGCGCGCGGAUUGCAGGAAUCGCCUGCAGCAGCAGCAGCAGCAGCAGCAGCAGCAGCAGCAGCAGGUGCUGCUGCCAGUGGCGUCGCGGCAUUCGACCUGGGAGGCCGAACCAUCCCAUACGGGUUGUACUAUCUGAACGUGUCGCUCUCCUCGCCUGCGCACUCCUUCUCUGUGGUCUUUGACACGGGCAGUGACAUGCUGUGGGUGCCCUGUGACUGUAUUCAGUGUGCCACCGACUCCUCCCUCGUUCCUCUGAGCACCCCCUAUCGCCCAGACAACUCGCUCACAGCACAGCCUGUCGCCUGCAGCAGCCCUCUCUGCCCCUCUGGCCGCCCCAACAUCGGUUGUGGCGUUGCCCCCAACCUCACGCGCACUCCCACCACCAUCUCCCGCUCUGCUCAGCAGCCCGCCACUCCCACAAGCAGCUCAGCCUCUAAUCAGCCUUUUGCUCCCAAUGGGGUGGUUCCAGAGCCUCUACCGCUCUCAACCUCCUCCAAUGCCUCUGAUUCUCUGUCGGGCUCCUCGCCCCUGCCUGCUCCUGCUGAUUGGCCCUCCCCAAGUGACACGUGUCAGUAUGUGAUUCGCUACGGGGAUGGCAGCAGCACGGAGGGGACGCUGGUGACUGAUGUGAUUAACCUGAGUGUGACACAAGCGGGGGCAGGCGCAGUGGCAGCUGCCACAUCAGCGUCGGCUGUGCCAGGUGGCGGUCAGCCAUUGGAGGGGUCGGCAGGGAGUGGGAGCAGUGUUGUGAGCCCUCGGGUGCUGUUUGGCUGCUCAUCACUCCAAACAGGCACCCUCAUCAGCAGCCCCUUCUCAGUGGACGGCCUCAUGGGCUUUGGCUCCGGCCCUCGCUCCGUCAUCCGCCAACUCUCCUCUCCCGCCUCCUCCACGGACUCGCCAACACAAGUGCCCGCCUCCCCUGCAGAAACACCAGCAGCAACAGCAGCAGGCACAGGCUCAGGGGCAGGAGCAGGGCAGCAGGGGGCGGUAAUGCCGUUUGCCUUCUCCUUCUGCCUGGACGGAGGGGACACGGGGGGAGGCCACCUGGCAAUUGGGAGAUCGCGGCAACCCGCAGACAUGCAGACAGCAGCACUGUGGCACGUGGAUGGACUGCCAUACCAUUACAUCAACAUCACCAAAAUGAGCAUUGGAGGUCGCCAGGUGGUGGGUGCUGAUUCGCUGUCAGCAGUGGACUCUGCCAGCCUGGCAGGCGGCGUCAUCAUUGACAGCGGCACAACCUUCACUGCGCUGCCGCCCGCCGUCUACACCUCGCUAAAGGAUGCGGUGUUCUCAGACCCGCUUCUCUCUGCCUUUCCUGAUCCCACCCUCGGGGAUUGCACCCUCUUUCCCAGCAACGCCACACUUUUCGACUCGGUCUUUCCGAACCUCCUCAUCAGCCUUGGCAACACGACCUGGGCCGUGCCAGCCACCAACUACCUCUUCCUUGGCGGUUUCAUGGAGCGCACAGGCCAGGCUUUACUUUGCUUGGCAGCCCUCCCCAUUUCCUCCUCGCGUGUUUCCGCCAUCAUUGGAGAGUCGUGGCUGCAGAACUUCUACGUUCUCAUGGAUGAGGAGAGAGGGCUGUUCGGCUGGCACCCCCUCAACUGCUCUACAGGCCAGGAGCUUUUCCGAACGUCACUUCCGCAAGAAGGCAACCCUGCACCUGCCACACGCAACACCACAGCACCCAGCCGUGGGCAUGGGCCAGGGGCGUCAAAGGCACGAGAAGAGUGGAGCGGAGGGCGCGGACGCGAGGCGCAGGGCACAGGGCGCAGAGGGGGAAAGUGCAAAGCAGGGGCGCAGGGCGCGGGGUGCAGGCGGGCUGGUAUGGGGGGCUCAGAUGGGAGGUCAUCACCGCAGGAGCAGCAGGGCGAGGAUGCAGCGCAGGGAGGGGGGCGGUCGCUGCAGCAGGUGGAGGAGGAGGCGAGGGCGCAAGUGGACCCGUCUGCGUUCCUCAUCCUCCUCAACUGCGCGUCUCCAGGCGUUCCCGAGGAACAGGUGGGUGGUUGA